Messenger RNA from Suillus clintonianus, 2028 nucleotides. RefSeq names its product mitochondrial carrier. The record is from RefSeq and is a predicted model, not a curated record. The transcript is spliced from 12 exons. Gene Ontology annotation, molecular function: ATP transmembrane transporter activity; calcium ion binding. Gene Ontology annotation, biological process: transmembrane transport. The coding region runs from base 1 to 1737 and encodes 578 amino acids. NCBI's taxonomy places the organism in Eukaryota, Fungi, Basidiomycota, Agaricomycetes, Boletales, Suillaceae.
AUGGCGGACACCCGAGAAAACCGCCCCACGAGCCGCGAACUAUACGAGUCCUGUCUCUCCGGUGCCCAAGAUCGGCCAUUCAUCCCGCGAUUAAGGUCCGACCCUCCUUCCUUCCAUCCACUUCCGCAUAAUCUUCUCGAGUUUCGAAAACUAGAAGGGAAGGAGGAGCGGGAGAGGCGGUUGCAGGAACUAUGGAAGCGUUUGCCCAAUUCGAGCUAUCAUGGAUCGGAAGUAGCUGCGUCGAGAAUGUUUGAUGUCGGGGUGCCAUUGACGGCACGGAGGGCGGAGGAGAUGAGGAAGGUGUAUGAGGAUGAGCUGCUGGGCAAGUGUGGAGCUCAUACGACGAAUGAACGGCCUAGCCAUAUCAGGUGGCCUGAGUUUAGGCGGUAUGCUGAGACUAAGGAAGCUGAACUGUGGUCGAUAUUCCAUGAUGAACUGGAUCUUGAUGGGAACGGCCACCUCGAUGAGCAGGAAUUGGCAUUAGCAUUGAGCAAAGCUGGCAUAACACUUUCGCCGUCUACGCUGACUGACUUCAUGACGUGUCUCACCUGGUCACCACAUUCACAUACCGUCAGCUUUCGAGAGUUCAGGGACUUUCUAUUAUUGUUGCCUCGAAAGGCAUCGACGGCUGAGAUAUACCAAUACUACGAAGUUGAAAGGUUUAUGGGAGAUGAUGGAAGGGGAGCGGCACGAGUGACAAUGGAAGGUGACGUCAGUCUCAGUGCGGAAGACAAGCCCCCACCUAUACCAUCACUAUGGGAAAGUGCCGAUGUGAUCGGAGACGACGAUUUUGAGGAAGAGGAGAUAGAGGAACACCAUGACUGGCUGCAAGCUCAUACCGCCUUCAAGUUUCUCAUGGCUGGUGGAAUGGCAGGAGCUGUGUCCCGGACAUGUACCGCACCAUUCGAUCGGGUGAAAAUUUUUCUAAUCACUCGCCCUCCCGAGAUGGGUGGAACUGCGAUCCAGCCUAAGCCUGGAAUGGGUGGUCUAAAAGCGAUCGGGGGCGCAGUUGCACGCAUCUAUUCCGAGGGCGGUGUACUCGCAUUCUGGACGGGAAACGGCCUUUCCGUGCUGAAGAUAUUCCCUGAAUCGGCUAUCAAGUUCUUUACGUAUGAAUCAGCUAAACGAGCUUUCGCACAAUAUUGGGAUCGUGUGGAGGACACGAGGGAUAUUAGCGGAACGAGUCGCUUUCUCUCCGGAGGCCUGGGCGGCAUUUCAAGCCAGCUUAGUAUAUACCCAAUCGAGACUCUCAAGACACAAAUGAUGAGUUCGACAGGCAACCAGAAACGAAGUCUCGUGGACGCUGCCCGGAGAGUAUGGCAACUUGGUCGCUUUCGAGCCUUCUACCGUGGUUUGACGAUCGGUCUGAUUGGAGUUUUCCCAUAUUCGGCGAUUGAUAUGAGCACCUUUGAGGCAUUAAAGUUGACUUACCUUCGAUCGACGGGGAGAGAUGAGCCAGGUGUGCUUGCCCUUCUUGCCUUUGGGAGCGUAUCUGGGAGCGUAGGCGCCACGAGCGUGUAUCCAUUGAAUCUGGUACGGACACGGUUACAGGCAUCGGGUUCAUCAGGACAUCCGCAGCGCUAUAAGGGUCCUUGGGAUGUAGUGACAAGGACAUAUCAGCGGGAUGGGUGGAGAGGAUUUUAUCGUGGACUAUUCCCAACAUUAGCGAAGGUCAUUCCUUCAGUCUCUAUAUCAUACGUUGUCUAUGAACAUAGCAAGCGAAGGCUCGGUGUAUAGACGUCUCUUUACAUUCCUAGAUCGAAUUAUCGUGAUCUAUUGCAUACUUCAUCAUUUUGUAUAGCCUUCAAUGCAUGGACUCUCCUUCACAAAUUCAGUGUAUUGUGGCCCGUCGUGCAGCUCAUCACUGAUCUCGCGCCCACCGCUGAACUAUUGCGCUUUGGUUCGCCCUAGGUUUGGAAAGAGCCUAAGAGCGUUAUCGCGCAUGAUAUUGGCAAGGUCCAGUGGUCUUCCGGCGAAAUAAUUUUCCAAGUUCUCCGUGUACCACCCGGCUGUCUUGGUACUCACAGC